AUUUCGUUAGUCGUCAAAGUGAACUACAAUCAGUUGGAAAAUGUCUUAACUAUAACAGUGAUCAAAACAUGGUGUUGGGGAAGAUUAUCAUUCGGGUAGUUUUCGCGAUAUGCUUGCUUUUGCUCAUAGUUACGGACUAUUCCGGAAUUUUGCACAAAUUGAUUGGUGGAAAUAGGUCUGAUGAUCACCAUGUGUCACCCCGACCAACAAAUCCUGGAUACGGGGAUUCCAAGACUGAUAUAGACAUAGACGCUGACAUCGAAGAAGAAUCUGUCAAACAUUUAGGAUCUCAAACAACAAAAUCAAAAAUAGUGAAGACAAUUAAAAAAGCCUGUCUGCCAAAACUGAUAUGUGAGUUAACUGCUUCGACACAGAGAGAUAAGUUAACGGAUUCAGAAAAGUCAUUAUUAAGUUUACUUAGAGAUACAACUAUCAGUACAACUGCCGAACUGACAUCAAAAUACCAUUUUGCCGCCCAUAUGGGCCAGCUAAUAAACGGAGUCGACGGAAACGGUUGCCAUAACUUUUAUCCUACAUGCCCCUUCCCAGGAUUGCAGGUCCUUCAGAUGAUGAAAAAAGUCAGGAUGCGUUAGAAUCUUACGAGGAAAGGAAAUCGUUACAGAACAUCUGCAAUUUCGGAAAAGCGUUUUCUUUUAAUGAUUCAGUUUUUUUAGGAUGCAAUAGAGAAGUUUAUGAUAUAGAUAAAAUUAAUAGACUUUUCCGUUGAUUACGGGGUGUUCCGAUGGGCUCGUUCUAAGAAAUCGUCUAUUCCGCGUUUGUUGGAGCACCUGUUUCAUGUUAAAUUAAAUAUCCAGUGUUAUAUCAGAUAUAAUAUACUAGAACAAAAAUAAGUUUGUUCAAAUUAAAAAAAAAUUGCCGUUUUUCCAAUAUAUUCUUUAUUUAUUCUUUCUCUUGAAGUGUUAUAUCUUGAUUAAUAUCAAUAUGAAUCAGUUAAUCCUAUUCAAGGAAAUGUCAAACUGUUUUAUAAAUAUUAUUUGUAUUUUUGUAUUAUGAAUUGUAUUUGCGUUUUUAUGUCCUGUAGAUAUCUUUAAAAUCAACAUUAUUACUAGACGGUAUACACAAAACAUCAAGUCGAGAUUUACAAUGUUUUAUAUCACAGUUUUUAAAAUACCUUUGUAAUUUUUUUAUUUGCUCUAUUUAUCUCUUUGAGAGGAAAAUACUGUAUGAAAAUGUUCUAAACUAUAUUUGGACUUUUGACGUAGUUAUGCAAGAAGGAACCAACCACCAAAAUAUAAAAUUU
This is a messenger RNA of Diabrotica balteata, 1261 nucleotides long. The record is from the annotation of a GenBank genome assembly. Lineage: Eukaryota; Metazoa; Arthropoda; Insecta; Coleoptera; Chrysomelidae.